Molecule: messenger RNA, 1642 nt
Organism: Juglans regia (Persian walnut)
Lineage: Eukaryota; Viridiplantae; Streptophyta; Magnoliopsida; Fagales; Juglandaceae
Product: extensin-2-like
Exons: 3
Coding region: 5-1366 (453 amino acids)
Source: RefSeq, a predicted model, not a curated record
UGAGAUGCUUAGAAGCAGAACUGAAACCCCCUUCGCAGUGAAGAUGGGAAAAAUGGGGUCUCGAGUGACGACCUCUCUCAUUCUCACUCUUUUUGUUGCAUUAGUCUCUCUCAGCUUGCCGUCUGAAACCUCUGCAAACUACCCAUACUCAUCUCCUCCACCUCCACCUCCAAAGGAGCACUAUGAGUACAAGUCUCCUCCUCCUCCUCCUCCGGUGAAACCAUACCAUCCACCUUAUGUGUACAAGUCUCCUCCUCCUCCUCCGCCGGUGAAACCAUACCAUCCACCUUAUGUGUACAAGUCUCCUCCACCACCACCACCCCCCAAGACGCCGUACCAUCCACCCUAUGUAUACAAGUCUCCUCCUCCACCACCGCCAAAGAAGCCACAUCAUCCACCAUACGUGUACAAGUCUCCUCCACCACCCCCACCCAAAAAGCCCCACCAUCCACCCUAUGUGUACAAGUCUCCCCCACCACCACCACCUAAGAAGCCCUACCACCCACCAUACGUGUACAAGUCUCCUCCUCCACCACCACCUAAGAAGCCCUACCACCCACCAUACGUGUACAAGUCUCCUCCUCCACCGCCUCCAAAGAAGCCACAUCAUCCACCGUACGUGUACAAGUCUCCUCCACCACCCCCACCGAAGAAGCCCCACCAUCCACCCUAUGUGUACAAGUCUCCUCCACCACCCCCACCGAAGAAGCCCCACCAUCCACCCUAUGUGUACAAGUCUCCCCCACCACCACCACCUAAGAAGCCUUACCACCCACCAUACGUGUACAAGUCACCUCCUCCACCCCCACCCAAGAAGCCCUACCAUCCACCAUAUGUGUACAAGUCUCCCCCACCACCCCCACCAAAGAAGCCCUACCAUCCACCUUACGUAUACAAGUCUCCUCCACCACCUCCACCAAAGAAGCCCUACCAUCCACCUUACGUAUACAAGUCUCCUCCACCACCUCCACCAAAGAAGCCCUACCAUCCACCAUAUGUAUACAAGUCUCCUCCUCCACCCCCACCAAAGAAGCCCUACCACCCACCUUACGUGUACAAGUCUCCCCCACCACCACCUCCCACAAAGCCCUACCAUCCACCCUACGUUUACAAGUCCCCACCACCACCACCACCACCCACCAAGCCAUACCAUCCACCCUACGUUUAUAAGUCUCCUCCACCACCACCACCACCCACCAAGCCAUACCAUCCACCUUACGUGUACAAAUCUCCCCCUCCACCACCUCCCAAGGAGCCCCACCAUCCACCAUAUGUGUACAAGUCUCCUCCUCCUCCUCCUCCUGUACACAAGCCACCAACACACCCAUACAUCUAUGCAUCACCCCCUCCUCCACACCACUACUAGAGAGUAGCUCUGAUAACAUCAUGGGAAAGACAAAAUAAAGGAAGGCUUGCAUGAAGAGGCUUAUAUACGAAGAAGGACGCCGAAGAGCUCCGGCUUUGAUAUAUGUAUUGUUUGAUUUUGUGCUGUUAGGGUUUGUUCAUGAUGUUGAGUGUAUGUAGCAAGGAGUGGUCAGUGUAAUAUUUAUUCCUAUUAUGUUCAUGUACUUUAGGAAUUUCGACCAUUAUGCAAACGCGGAGGUCUAUCGAUAAGCAAUAAAAUAAACACGUUUAUCUAAUA